Postia placenta MAD-698-R-SB12 is the source of this 639-nucleotide messenger RNA. RefSeq lists its product as hypothetical. Lineage: Eukaryota; Fungi; Basidiomycota; Agaricomycetes; Polyporales; Adustoporiaceae. The transcript has 2 exons. The coding region runs from base 1 to 639 and encodes 212 amino acids. The record is from RefSeq and is a predicted model, not a curated record.
AUGGCUAUCUUCACGAAUGCCUUUGCGCAGAUAGCCCAAAUGCUGCAGCUGAUGCAACAGGGCCAGCAGCACGGAUCAGCAGGCAGGAAGUCUCUGGUGAACAAACCAGAAGAUUUCACCAGAGAAAAGGAGAAGUACGAGAAGUGGAAGAUGGAGGUGUUGCUCUAUCUAGAGGACCACAAUGUCACGGACAACACGAGGAUGAUCAACAUCAUCAUCAGCUUUGUCCGCGGUCCAAAAGUAGAUGCAUACAUUCGUCUCCUUUACACAACUCAGUGCGCACAGGGGGUGUGGAAAAUUACGGCCCAGAGGGUCUGGGAGUUGUUCGACAACCACUUCCUGGACAUCAGUCUGAGGGAAAAGGCCCAGCAGAAGCUGGAGUACAUUCAGCAAGGCAGCCGAUCAGCCGAUGACUUCCUCAUCGAAUUCGAGGACCUGGUCAACCAGGCCCAAUAUGACCUCACCGCGGAUCAUGUGAUCCGACUGCUCAAAAGAGGCGCAAGCCAACAGAUUGUAGAUCAGAUUUACAUGAGUGGCAACCUCCCGGUAACCACCGAGCAGUGGCUGCGCCGGCGUACACGCCAAGGAGAGAUGCAACGGGAACAUUGUAUCAAGGAGGAGGACAGCCAAUGCAAGUAG